Eimeria mitis is the source of this 492-nucleotide messenger RNA. RefSeq names its product PDI-like protein-related, related. The transcript has 4 exons. The coding region runs from base 1 to 492 and encodes 163 amino acids. NCBI's taxonomy places the organism in Eukaryota, Apicomplexa, Conoidasida, Eucoccidiorida, Eimeriidae. The record is from RefSeq and is a predicted model, not a curated record.
AUGUUGCCGCAAUACUGCUCUCCAUACAACACCGAGAAGCGCCGCCUCAAUGAAGAGCAGGCGAUAGCUGCAGCAGAGAAACCUACAGCAGCAGCAGCAGCAGCAGCUGUUGCUAUGCCUCCAGCUUACAGAGAUAUGGAGCUUAUACUGUUCCCUGAAGGCAGCUUAAAAGACUCAAAUGGUAAUAUAGUGUCUCAGCAGCAUCUAAUAGGAAAGUCUGUUGGUUUAUAUUUCGCGGAUAGCAGCAACCCCAAAUGCAACAGCUUUCUUCCUUUUCUACUUCAGAUAGAGAGAGACGCCUCCGUGCCUACUCUGGGUCAGGGCCCGCGGGCCUGCGUCCCCGCGCUGGUGGUGGUGGGCGCCGACGGCCGCGACGCUCAGUUCCUGCAAGUGGGGGGCGGCAGAGACGAGGGAGAGAGAGCGAUACUCAGGUGGGACUGGAGAAACACAAAGUUCGGUGCUGACCGCUUCCUCGUGCGCCGCGAUGGCUAG